AGUUAAGUGGUUGUAUAGAUAGCUGUCGACGACCCUAAUCUUAUUAUUACACACAAAUCACACAACAAAAGCAAGCUGAUUACUGGGAUGCACAGCCAUGGUCUCGUACAAUGUGCUCUUGUUUUUGCUACUUUCGUGUGCACUGAAUCAAGUUUUCAGUCAAUAUGAACCAACUUGGGACAGCCUUGACAGUCGCCCCUUACCCGACUGGUACGAUAAGUCAAAAAUAGGAAUUUUUCUGCAUUGGGGAGUUUACUCAGUUCCAAGUUUUGGAAGCGAAUGGUUUUGGGAAUUUUGGAAUGAGGGAAAAAUUGAAUAUAUCAAUUUUAUGAAAGAAAACUAUCCACCUGAUUUCACCUAUCAGGAUUUUGCAAAAGGCUUUACGGCCGAAUUUUACGAUCCUGACGAAUGGGCUGACUUGUUUGCCAAAUCUGGGGCGAAAUAUGUUAUCUUGACUAGUAAACAUCACGAAGGCUAUGCUAUGUGGCCUUCAAAGUAUUCAUACAGUUGGAAUGCUAAUGACGUUGGGCCCCAUCGAGAUCUUCUAGGGGACCUUGCUACAGCUAUUAGGAAUAAAACAGACCUCCAUUUCGGGUUGUACCACUCUCUGUUUGAGUGGUUCCAUCCUCUUUAUGACAAUGAUCGGGCAAAUAAUUUCACAACUUCGGAAUUUGUCGACUACAAAAUAAUACCAGAAAUGAAAGAACUAAUUAACACUUAUAAACCGGAAGUUUUAUGGUCGGAUGGAGACGGAGAAGCUACUGAUACGUAUUGGAAGUCAAUGGAGUUUCUCGCUUGGCUUUAUAAUGAAAGUCCUGUGAAAGAUUUUGUCGUGACAAAUGAUAGAUGGGGGAGUAACGUUGACUGCAAACAUGGGGGUUUCUUUACUUGUGCUGACAGAUACAACCCUGGUCAUUUGUUGCCUCACAAGUGGGAAAAUUGCAUGACUGUAGAUAAAAAAUCUUGGGGUUAUCGAAGAAAUGCAGAUCUCGAUGAAAUUCUAACGACACAUGACCUUAUUACCACUCUUGCAGAAACAAUCAGUUGUGGAGGCAAUAUUCUAAUAAAUGUUGGUCCGACCAAAGAAGGAACAAUCAUCCCAAUUUUCCAAGAACGUUUACUAGAUCUUGGAACUUGGUUGUCUGUUAAUGGUGACGCAAUAUACGAAAGCAGUGCAUGGAGUGUUCAAAACGAUACUUUGACUCCUGGAGUGUGGUAUACAGCUAAAGAUCCAGUGGUAUAUGCAAUAGUUUUAGACUGGCCAAAGGAUAAUGUUCUAAAACUGGGAUCAGCAGCUCCUCUGUUUGCUAAGGCUAACACCGAAGUUACUAUUCUUGGAAAUGAAGAUAUCAAGCUUUCAGCUGAAGUAAAAGAUGACCAAGUGACCGUAACUUUCCCUGACAGAGCGUCCACUGUCAGUGAGUGGGCUUGGGUACUCAAAAUUACACCUAGUUCUAAAUAAUUUUUGCGUUGAUGUGACAAUAAAUGUUUAAUAAAUCUUCUUAACAUAAA
Messenger RNA from Tribolium madens (black flour beetle), 1512 nucleotides. Its product is annotated as alpha-L-fucosidase-like. Lineage: Eukaryota; Metazoa; Arthropoda; Insecta; Coleoptera; Tenebrionidae. The record is from RefSeq and is a predicted model, not a curated record. Gene Ontology annotation, biological process: glycoside catabolic process; fucose metabolic process. Bases 98 to 1462 code for a protein of 454 amino acids. Gene Ontology annotation, cellular component: lysosome. The transcript has 7 exons. Gene Ontology annotation, molecular function: alpha-L-fucosidase activity.